Strongylus vulgaris is the source of this 456-nucleotide messenger RNA. Lineage: Eukaryota; Metazoa; Nematoda; Chromadorea; Rhabditida; Strongylidae. The record is from the annotation of a GenBank genome assembly.
AUGCCUUCUAACCAAAACAAAAGCUUUGGUUUUCUACUAUUUUUUGCGAAACAUUUCAAUUUGGCGGACCGUUGUCCUACCUGGUCAAUCUCCGCACCAAGUGAUCCAGAAGAGUUACUGAAUGGCGUCCGUGACAACAAGUCUCCUCAUACAACGACAAUCCCGGUAGUACGAUCACCAGCUACAUCAUCUCCUCUAGCCAAUACAGUUCCAAGACGCUCCACUAGUCGAGCGGUUCAAAUAGAAAAGUACGAUUCGCGAACGAUCACCAUCCCUCCACCACAUCAACAACGACGACUAGAAACUCGUCCAAUAGAUGAAGGAGAAGAGCAACCUUCCCCUUCAAGACUUUGGUCUCCUAUUCAAGAAGAAGAACGAACACGACAACCUUCCGAUCCGGGAAUUACGCGUUGGGAAGAUAUUGACACGGAAAAUGAGAUUAGUAUAAAGGAAAGA